UCUAGCUAGCUGAAAACAUUUAUUCUUGAUCAAUAUAUAUUCCUUGAGUAUAAAUUUUUGUGCUUACUUUGGCCAGUUAAUUAUUUGGACCUUCAACAAAUCAAUAUUUUUUUUGAUAAUUAACGAACGUACGUUGUAUUAUUUGUGGCCGGGCUGAUGGAUUAUUUCGAUCAUAUAUGGGUACGUAUUCGAUCGACAGUUAGUUAAUUCAAUUCAAUCAGGUGAUACUCAAAGACGUACAAAAGAAAAAUCAUGAAUAUCAGCAGCUCUGAUCUGAUAGAUGCAAAGCUUGAAGAACAUCAACUAUGUGGAUCCAAACACUGUCCUGGUUGUGGUCAUCGCCUUGAAGGAAAACCGGAUUGGGUAGGUCUACCAGCCGGAGUGAAAUUUGAUCCAACUGAUCAAGAAUUGAUUGAACAUCUUGAAGCCAAAGUUGAGGCCAAGAACUUUAAAUCUCAUCCGCUCAUCGAUGAAUUCAUUCCUACAAUUGAAGGUGAAGAUGGGAUUUGUUAUACACAUCCUGAAAAGCUUCCAGGAGUUACAAGAGACGGGUUGAGUAGACAUUUCUUCCACCGACCAUCUAAAGCUUACACCACAGGCACAAGAAAAAGAAGAAAGAUCCAAACCGAAUGUGAUCUACAAGGUGGUGAGACACGUUGGCACAAAACAGGCAAAACCAGACCGGUGAUGGUUAAUGGAAAGCAAAAAGGGUGCAAGAAAAUCUUGGUACUCUACACUAACUUUGGUAAAAACCGAAAACCAGAAAAAACCAAUUGGGUAAUGCAUCAAUACCACCUUGGACAACAUGAAGAGGAACGUGAAGGCGAGCUUGUGGUGUCAAAAAUAUUUUAUCAAACUCAACCAAGACAAUGCAAUUGGUCCGAACGUGCAAUAAGUAACAACAAUAUUGCUUUGACGACGUCCGUAAUUCCCAUUGAGGGGGUGAAUAAUAAUGAAAUGAAUAGAAGAGAGAGCAGGAGCGGAAGUGGAAGUUGUUCUUCAUCGAAAGAAAUAAACAUAACUUCCACGGUCACUCCUGCUCCCAACAACAUGGACGAACUCUCUGCAGUCAGCGUCAGUGCGGUCAUGUCAAGUUACAAUCCCAUGGAUCAAAUGCAACAUUUAAAAGGAGGUGCUGAUCAUUUUAGCUUCGUCCCAUUUCGAAAGAGCUUUGACGAGGGUACAAGUGUAUACUGCGCGCAGGCGGGUACAACCGGAGGAGUAGGGGAGGCGUCAACGGGAAGGAAUGUAGGAGGUAUCACGUGCGAUGAGCAUGAGCUACAAAAGCAGCAUCACAUGCACAACCAACCACAAAAUCCACAUCAUCAGCACCAGCACCAAAUGGCAUACCACGUCAGCAGGCCAAGUCAUCCUGUAUCAACUCUCGUAUCACCAUCUCCCCCGCCACAUCAUCACCUGCAUCACAACAACUCCAUUAUGCUUGAUGAAGACUCAUUUCAUGUCUCAAGAAUCAUGGACAAUUUUCAGCAGCAACAUCAUCAUAAGAUGGGAGGAGGCAGAUCAACAUCAGGAUUGGAGGAAUUGAUAAUGGGGUGCACUCCUUCAUCAUCAACUGAUAUCAAAGAAGAAUCAUCCAUCACAAACCACCCAGAGGCAGAUUGGUUGAAGUACUCCAACUUCUGGCCUGAUCCUGACAGUCAAGAUCAUCAUUGA
Erigeron canadensis is the source of this 1674-nucleotide messenger RNA. Its product is annotated as NAC domain-containing protein 75. The transcript has 6 exons. Bases 253 to 1674 code for a protein of 473 amino acids. The record is from RefSeq and is a predicted model, not a curated record. NCBI's taxonomy places the organism in Eukaryota, Viridiplantae, Streptophyta, Magnoliopsida, Asterales, Asteraceae. Gene Ontology annotation, cellular component: nucleus. Gene Ontology annotation, molecular function: transcription cis-regulatory region binding; DNA-binding transcription factor activity. Gene Ontology annotation, biological process: regulation of DNA-templated transcription.